CAGCUCCCGGAGCCGGCGGCGGCGGCGGCCGCAGCUGCCCGGAGAGGCCCCCUCCUGCGCUCCCCGCGCCUUCCCCUCGCUCGCGGCCGAGCGGAGCCGGCCGGGCCGCUGGGCCCUUGAUCCUCUCCGGGCCAUGGCGGGCAACGUGAAGAAGAGCUCCGGCGCCGGGGGCGGCGGCGGCUCGGGCGGCUCGGGCGCGGGCGGCCUGAUCGGGCUCAUGAAGGACGCCUUCCAGCCGCACCACCACCACCACCACCUCAGCCCGCACCCUCCGGGCGCGGUGGACAAGAAGAUGGUGGAGAAGUGCUGGAAGCUCAUGGACAAGGUGGUACGGUUGUGUCAGAACCCAAAGCUGGCGUUAAAGAAUAGUCCACCUUAUAUCUUAGACCUGCUGCCAGAUACCUACCAGCAUCUCCGUACUGUCUUGUCAAGAUAUGAGGGGAAGAUGGAAACACUUGGAGAAAAUGAAUAUUUUAGGGUGUUCAUGGAGAAUUUGAUGAAGAAAACUAAGCAGACCAUAAGCCUCUUCAAGGAGGGCAAAGAAAGAAUGUAUGAGGAGAAUUCCCAGCCUAGGCGAAAUCUAACAAAACUGUCCCUGAUCUUCAGUCACAUGCUGGCAGAACUAAAAGGCAUUUUCCCAAGUGGACUCUUUCAAGGAGACACAUUUCGGAUCACUAAAGCAGAUGCUGCAGAAUUUUGGAGAAAAGCUUUUGGGGAAAAGACAAUAGUCCCUUGGAAGAGCUUUCGCCAGGCUCUACAUGAAGUACAUCCGAUCAGUUCUGGGCUGGAGGCCAUGGCUCUGAAAUCCACUAUUGAUCUGACCUGCAACGAUUAUAUUUCAGUUUUUGAAUUUGACAUCUUUACGCGACUCUUUCAGCCCUGGUCCUCUUUGCUCAGAAAUUGGAACAGCCUCGCUGUAACUCACCCUGGCUACAUGGCUUUUCUAACAUACGAUGAAGUGAAAGCCCGGCUUCAGAAAUUCAUACACAAACCUGGCAGUUACAUCUUCCGGCUGAGCUGUACUCGUCUGGGUCAGUGGGCUAUUGGAUAUGUCACUGCUGAUGGGAACAUUCUCCAGACAAUUCCUCAUAACAAACCUCUCUUCCAAGCACUGAUUGAUGGCUUCAGGGAAGGCUUCUAUUUGUUUCCUGAUGGAAGAAAUCAGAAUCCUGACCUGACAGGCUUAUGCGAACCAACUCCCCAAGAUCAUAUCAAAGUGACACAGGAACAAUAUGAAUUAUACUGUGAGAUGGGAUCCACCUUCCAACUGUGUAAAAUAUGUGCUGAAAAUGAUAAGGAUGUAAAAAUUGAACCCUGUGGACACCUCAUGUGCACAUCCUGUCUUACAUCCUGGCAGGAAUCAGAAGGUCAGGGUUGUCCUUUCUGCCGAUGUGAAAUCAAAGGUACCGAGCCUAUUGUGGUAGAUCCGUUUGAUCCUAGAGGAAGUGGCAGUCUACUGAGGCAAGGAGCAGAAGGAGCUCCCUCACCAAAUUAUGAUGAUGAUGAUGAUGAACGAGCUGAUGAUUCUCUCUCCAUGAUGAAGGAAUUGGCAGGUGCCAAGGUAGAAAGGCCUCCCUCUCCAUUCUCCAUGGCCCCACAAGCUUCCCUUCCUCCGGUGCCACCACGACUUGACCUUCUUCAACAGCGAGUAUCUGUUCCUCCAAGCUCGUCUGCUCUGGGACCUUGUUCCAAGGCUGCUUCUGGCUCCCUUCAUAAGGACAAACCGUUGCCAAUACCUCCUACUCUUCGAGAUCUUCCACCACCACCCCCUCCAGACCGGCCAUAUUCUGUUGGAGCAGAAGCCCGGCCUCAGAGACGCCCCCUACCCUGUACACCAGGCGAUUGUCCAUCUAGAGACAAACUGCCUCCUGUCCCCUCCAGCCGCCUUGGGGACUCUUGGCUGCCCCGGCCAAUCCCCAAAGUACCAGUAGCUACUCCAAGCCCCAAUGACCCCUGGUCUGCACGAGAACCAGCCAAUCGGCACUCCCUUCCAUUUACACUGUCCUCACAAGUGGAGCCCAGAGCAGAGGUGCCAAGGCUUGGAAGCACAUUCAGUCUGGAUAACUCCAUGAAUAUGAAUAGUGGCCCAUUAGCUGGCCCAGAAUGUGAGCAUCCCAAAAUCAAACCAUCUUCUUCUGCUAAUGCUAUUUAUUCUCUGGCAGCUAGACCUCUUCCAGUGCCAAAACUGCCAUCUGGGGAGCAGGGCGAGGGUGAAGAGGACACUGAGUAUAUGACUCCCUCCUCCAGACCUCUAGGGCUUCAAAAGCCAGAGCUGAAACGGCCUUUGGAGACAGCCCAGUGUGCACGAGCGUGUGAUUGUGACCAACAGACUGAUAGCUGUACUUACGAAGCUAUGUAUAAUAUUCAGUCUCAGGCGCCAUCUGUCACCGAGAACACCUUUGGUGAAGGGAAUUUGGCUGCAGCCCACACCAACACUGGCCCUGAAGAGCCAGAAAAUGAGGAUGAUGGGUAUGAUGUCCCGAAGCCCCCUGUGCCCGCUGUGCUGGCCCGCCGAACGCUCUCAGACAUCUCUAAUGCCAGCUCCUCCUUCGGCUGGUUAUCUCUGGAUGGUGAUCCCACUACAAACUUCUCUGAGGGUUCCCAAGUUCCUGAGAGGCCCCCCAAACCAUUCCCUCGGCGAAUCAACUCUGAACGAAAAGCAAGCAGCUGUCAACAAGGCGGUGGUGCCACUGCUGCCCCUGGCACUGCCCCCUCACCACAGCUCUCCAGUGAGAUUGAGAGCCUCAUGAGUCAGGGCUACUCCUACCAGGACAUUCAGAAAGCUUUGGUCAUUGCCCACAACAACAUUGAAAUGGCCAAAAACAUCCUCCGGGAAUUUGUUUCUAUUUCAUCUCCUGCUCAUAUAGCCACCUAGCACAUCUCUUCCUGCCUUGGCUUCAGCGGACCCAUAAGCCAGGCUCAAGGAGCACCAAGGAGGGCAGAGGUUUCUUUGGGGACUUAAGUGAGGUCCUGCCCUCUCUACAGGGAUCAUGAGGUGCCCAUGGUUCCAAGAUUUCAAAGCAGUGGAGUGAAAAUGGAGCAGCUAGUCUUCUCUUGUAUCGGUCUUGAGUGUAUUUGCAGGUGCCCUUCAGUUCCCACUUGGAGAGAGAAUGGAGUGGAUUUUUAUUACAUGGUAGCCUACCUGGGGAGCUGGCCCACAAGCAGCAGAACAAGCGUUGUUUUGUAAACCCUAA
Messenger RNA from Dipodomys spectabilis (banner-tailed kangaroo rat), 3194 nucleotides. It is a transcript of the gene Cbl, whose product is annotated as Cbl proto-oncogene. Gene Ontology annotation, biological process: negative regulation of epidermal growth factor-activated receptor activity; cell surface receptor signaling pathway. The transcript is spliced from 16 exons. NCBI's taxonomy places the organism in Eukaryota, Metazoa, Chordata, Mammalia, Rodentia, Heteromyidae. The coding region runs from base 134 to 2875 and encodes 913 amino acids. The record is from RefSeq and is a predicted model, not a curated record. Gene Ontology annotation, molecular function: calcium ion binding; ubiquitin protein ligase activity; receptor tyrosine kinase binding. Gene Ontology annotation, cellular component: membrane raft; plasma membrane.